Punica granatum (pomegranate) is the source of this 4801-nucleotide messenger RNA. Lineage: Eukaryota; Viridiplantae; Streptophyta; Magnoliopsida; Myrtales; Lythraceae. The record is from RefSeq and is a predicted model, not a curated record.
UGUUCCAGCGAAGAAAGGCCGUUUCCCCCCUUCUUCCCUUCUUCCUUCAGUUGCGAGAGAGGAGCUUUGCCCUAAACUCAAGCCGCCGCCCCCCUCUUCUUCCUUCUCUGCUCGACAUCCUUCCACCUUUUCUUCGCGAAUCUGUCUGUUACUUCCCCAAUUUCCCAGUCUUCAGCGCUGCGUGAAGUGAAAGUUUGCAGGAAGGAGAUAUGCGGUUCCGGUUAUACCUCUGUUUGAUGCUAUUUCGUUUUAAUCUCGUACUUUGCUGAAGCUGUUAGGGCAAUUGCUUGCCACUGUCUCGCAAUGGCCCAGCCUAUCGAAGAAAUUUUAAACCAUUUUUUCGGGGAGCACCAAGCAUCAAAGGUUGUCCUUGCUGGAGAUGCUGGAGCUGGGAAAACUUGGGUGGCGAGAAAGGUUUGUGAUGCUGCUUUGAAAAAGGAAUUAUCUUAUGGGUCUAUUUGGAUAGUACCAGCAGAGAACCCCGAGAAGAAACCUCUCCUUGAUACCAUUGCCUCUCAGCUGUCUCUGCUAUCUUGCGAUGAGGAGUGGGUUGACGAUGAGGAUAGUGAAGAGGUGAAGGAGAAAAAGGACAAGGAGCAAGAAGACUUGAAGACAAGGAUUCUUGACAAGCUUGAGAAAAUGAGAACUGGAAAACCUAAAAACCAAGCUCUCAAUAUUGACAGGGGGAUACAAGGGGAGACGGAGCUCGGACAUGAAGCUGCAGCAGGAAAGUUGAGAUAUCUUGUUGUGGUUCUCGAUAAUAUUACUGAGGAGGAGGAGGAGAGCAUUGUGACUGAAUUGAAAAACAUCCUUCAUUCAAGUUUUCUGAAGAUGCUUAUCAUCCGUAAAGAAUCAACAGACGGCAAUGCAGGUGCUGCCCGUGAGAGCAAAGGGGAUGCUAUUCAACCUGAUGAUACAAAGGCAAUUCGAUUGGAGCCCUUAAGUUCCAGAGAUGCAUUAAUCCUGUUGCGAGGACGGGUCAAGACUGAAGUUUCUGAGAAUCAGAUGUUAGCUAUUGCUGAGAAAGCCUUGGGUUUGCCGGCUGGAAUGAUUUUGGUAGCAGAGGCGUUAAAUCAUAUUUGCCUGGAGGAUGGGGUUCAGGCAUUUGAGUUUGCAAUGGACGAUGUAGCUAAAAUGAAAGGGGACGACAUCACAGCAGUUCUGCAGUUUGCAUACGACAUGCUGCCGGAAGGUGUCACUCGCUGCUGUUAUUGGCUUAGCAGGCAACUAUUUCUCUCUCGUGCUGCAGUUCACUUCAAUGAGCUGAUAGCUUACUGGAUACUGGAGGGUUGUUUUGACCACCACAAUCUCCUUGAGAAGGCCUACGAGGAAGGUCACUGUAUCCUUAUGGAUCUCAAGGAUCGGGGUAUGCUAAAAGGGCAUGGCAAUUAUGUGUACAUGGAGAGGGCCAUGUUGAAAUUGCCUGAUAAGCGACGGAAUGGGUUGAGCGGUGCUGCAAAGUUGGGAUUGGCUGAUGUGCUGUGUAACGGUCUAGGGAGGAUUACUUUGGCAGAUGGCAUGAUCAGGACAGUUUGCAGGGAUAAAGAAAAUAAAGAAAUGUCCACACUUAUAAUCGAAGGAGGUCGUCUUUGCAAGGAAGUCUCUAAAGAAUUUUUCAAAUCCAUGAAAGGGCUCAAAGUCCUGGCCAUUUUGAACCCCAUGUUUGAAUAUCUUCCCACAGGGUUGACCGAAUUGGAAGAUCUGCAGGUGCUCGUUCUGAGAGGCUGUCAGCAUCUGAAGGAAGUGGGUGAGAUUUGUAACCUAACCAAAUUAUCAGUUCUCGAAAUAUCAGGUGCCUCUUUGUUGCUCCAUAUUGAUAAAGAUUUUUUUAAGGGCAUGGCAAACCUUAAAACCAUCAACCUCUCAGGGCUCAACACUAAAUCUGUGCCUGAUUCUCUUUUCGAUCGGGAUGAAGUACGCUUCCUCAUCCUCAGAGAAUGCCUAGCAUUUCAUGAACUUCCGAGCUUGAGGAACAUGAAGAAGCUGGAGAUGGUUGACCUGUGUGGGUCUGCCUCGUUUGAAAGACUUUCAGAUGGGAACAUUAAUAACCUUACAGACCUGAAGACCUUAAAUGUUUCUGGAACAAAAGUUAGAAACUUGCCAAUAUUGGGCAAACUUGCAGGCCUCACUCGGAUUCUGUUGAGUAACUGCCCAUUGUUGACGAUGAUCCGUUCUUUGGGUGGAAUGACUAACCUUGAAGUGCUUGAUAUUUCUGGUUCGAUGAGCAUAAAGGAUCUCAACAGUGCUCAACUGCUGAAUAAGCCUCGCUUCAGGAUCCUUGAUCUUUCGAGGACUGGUAUAAACUCUUUGCCUUCAAGCAUCAGCAACCUGUCCCACUUUCAUCUAAGCGGCUGUUCUGAGCUUGAAAAAUUUCCGUCCACGAAGGCAUUCCAUAACCUAGUGUCCCUGGACCUUUCCGGUGCUGUUAAAUUGGUUGAGAUAGGAGAUAAAUCAUUUGCGCAUCUCAAAGUCCUGCGCCAUCUCAACCUUUCAGAGACUGAGAUUGCACAACUUCCUUCACUAUCUGACCUUGUGGAACUUCGUGAGCUCUUGCUAAAGGGCUGCAAAAAACUGACUCAGCUGCGCGGCCUGUCCCCACUGGAGAAGCUGGAGGUCCUUGAUCUUUCUGGCUGCUGUGAUCUGAUAAUCGGUCCAGAGGAAUCCUUCAGCCGCAUGUCUCGCCUAAAGAAGCUUGAUCUCUCUGGAACCAAAAUUGAAUCCCUGCCCCUAGAUUGUUUCCCGAGCAACCUCCGUCACCUCAGUCUCAGAGAUUGCAACAUCUUGAAGCAACUACCCUCUCUGGAAUCUCUGUCAAAACUGGAGCGGCUCAAUCUAUGUGGUGCAGAAUCGUUGCCCAAAUUUAAGGCUGAUUUCUUGCAUCAUAUGGUGAAACUUCAGAUCCUCAACUUAUCCAAAACUCAUCUGGAUGAGUUACCAUCUCUUUCCCACCUCACAGAUCUCACAGAGCUUUCUCUGAGUGGCUGUUGCUGUGUGCCAACGGGUUUAGAAGUGCUUACAGAACUCAAGGUUCUCGAUUUGUCGGGAACAGAAGUUCAGUCCUUACCACUUGAAAAUUACAGCAAGCUGCACAAGCUUGUGCUGAGCAACUGUUCAGAGUUGGAUACUUCAAUGAAUUUCGGGUCUCUUUCUCAUUUAGAGGUUCUGGAUCUUUCAGGGACGAAAAUGACUCAUUUCCCGUAUGAAGUUGAGCACCUUCCUUAUCUUAGGGAGCUUCAUCUUCUAAAUGUGAAGCAAAUGCAAGUUGACUGGUCAAGGGUAAAAUACUUACCUGCGGAUCUCAAGUUGGAUACUUGCGAGCCUUCUCAAGGAAGUAGUACUGAAAUCACUGCUGCUCCAACUACAGAGAGUCAAGGCCCAUCAAUAUUAGUCCGCGGCACUGGAUUUUUCCGUUUCUUGGAGGGAAAUUUAGGGCUUUGGGAUACGUGCUUCAAAGAAUUUCAUUUAUCUGUCUGGCUUAAUAAUGACGGCAGAGAUGAAAUUAUGAAAGUGCCUGGGGACAUAAGUGUAUUUAAAUAUCUAAACCCCAGAGGAAGAUUUCCUGAUUCCAGGAAUUGCUCUCUAUUGGAGAUCCACGGAUCCGGUGAUUUUUGCAGUGAACUGAAGAAAGCUGUGGGCCGAGCUCUCUAUGUAUGUGUGGUUGACAAUGAAAAAUUUAAACGUUUAUCUGAUUUGGGCAAAGAGAAUGUGAGUUUGGUGGAGAGGUGUUGGUUUGAGAGAUGCCCGAAUUUGCGUAGCAUCUUCGCCAUAAAAGAAGACAUCGAAAUCGGGGAACAGCUGAAGUGUCUAUAUCUUUGUAAUCUUCCUUCUCUAGAACGGCUACAUGAUGUGAAAUUGCAGUCUGGAAUCUUCUCGAAUCUUAAGAAGCUGCGUCUUGACUGCUGCCCCAAGCUUGUGAGUUUAUGUGAUAAAUCUGCUAAAUACGAGAUGCCUAUGAUGCAGACCUUGGAGCUACUUGAUCUGCCUUCGCUGAGCAGGAUUGGUGUUGAAAUGCCUUCUUUGGAGACACUGAAGGUGAGAGCAUGUGUGAAACUGGAAGAGUUGGAGUGGAACUGUUUCAUGAAUCUUAAGAAGCUGCACCUCGAUUGUUGCCCGAAGCUGGUUUAUAUAUUUUACCCAGCAAAGCUCCCCGAAAAUCUCGAAACUCUCAAAGUCCAACUUUGCAAUAAGCUGGAGACUGUUUUCAAGGGUGAUGAAUCUGGGGAGUACGAGAUGCCUCAGAUCCAGACCUUGGAACUGCUUUAUCUGCCUGCACUGAAGAGGAUUGGUGUUGAAAUGCCCUCCUUGGAGACACUGAAGGUGAGAGCAUGCGAGAAUCUGCAUGAUUUGGAAUUGAACCGCUUCCCGAAUCUGAAGACUAAGGAAAUUGAUCUCGUGUCCCCAUCUUGAGAAUAGCUCCUCUUCGCCCCAGUUGCUGGCAAAGUAGGAGAACUGUGACACCGAGUUUUACCGACAGAUUGAUGACUACAUUUAAUGGUGGCUGAUUCGGAAGGUAUCUCUUGUCCAGCUAAGCUUUAUUGUGUCUGUAAAAGUUGGUGGUGGAUCAUUGUUGAAGAGGUGGCCUGGGAGUUUCAGUUGAGGUCGGUAUGGGAUCUGGGCAUUCUUGAUGUAUUGCUGUUUAUUCAGUUUGUGUGUGUGUAAUCCUAAGUCGAAAGCCUCUGAAAAAGCUUGUGUUCUUGCUUGAAUUCUUCAACAUGUAUAAGACUUGCUUGUGUUGUGAUAAUGAAUCUGAUGCUUUAUCAUGGCUUUGCCAUACGGCUAUGCUGUUCCCUACGUUAUGCUC